AUGAUUCUGAAGAGGAAUAUUUAUUCUUGUGUUCCUGUACUGCUUCAGUCUGACUGUGGUCAGUUGCUACAGCGUCCACCUUCUAGCCCUUGCCAACCAUCAAAUCAAUGCGGGCAUCCUGAUCAGUGGUUUCCCACAACUCAAGCACCUGACCAUCAGCCACUAUGGCGCAAGGAGGUGCACCUGCACCUCCGGUCGCCGGAAAAGUCCAUUAGAGCAGCUGGAGUUGCACCUCUGCUUCACACCAGAGACGCACGCAACGUGUUCGACGAAAUGCCCAAACCACCUGGGCACUGCACUGCAGCUGCUGCACACAAAACUGCAAGACCUCCUAUUCUUUUCCUUCAACUUUCGUUAUGCCAACUUCUAAACCCCCUUUGCUUCACUCUCAAAAUGCACACAAAAUUUGUACUCAAUUGGGCUCCACAGAAGCUCAAAGUCCUUACCCGAAGAGAUGAAAUUCCAUCUGGGUAUGCUGCAUUUCUUCCUCAAUGGCGUAAAUUACAUUCAACUUUUAGUUGGUCCAAUUGGGUUCUUCUCUAA
Prunus armeniaca (apricot) is the source of this 543-nucleotide messenger RNA. The record is from the annotation of a GenBank genome assembly. NCBI's taxonomy places the organism in Eukaryota, Viridiplantae, Streptophyta, Magnoliopsida, Rosales, Rosaceae.